UAGAGGCGUUGCCGCGUCUCAGCUUUACACCAGCGCAGUAACUAUUCAUUUACAGUCCUUCGCUCCCUCCAGCAGUUUAAUACUCCUUAUUUUCCUUAAAAUCGCUGGAACAAGUGUUCGACAUGGCCAACUACAUCCACGUACCCGACGAGGCUCCCGCUGUUCCGAAAAUAGAUGUCACGGUUGACGAGAACGACUUCAGAUCUGGUGCGCUGAGACUCAUCAAGGAAUUGAGACCUAAUUGGAAGCCGUCUGCGGUCAAAAUUAAGUUCUUCACAGAUGGGAUCACCAAUAAAUUGCUGGGCUGCUACAUGGAUGGAGUCAUGCAGGAUGUAGUUUUAGUCCGCAUUUAUGGCAAUAAAACUGAACUAUUGGUGGACCGGGAAAAUGAGGUAAAGAGUUUCCGGGUCCUCCACGCACACCGCUGUGCUCCACAACUUUACUGCACCUUCAACAACGGCCUGUGUUACGAGUUCUUACAGGGAACUGCCCUGGAGCCUGAGCAUAUUCGCAGCCAGCCAAUGUCCAGGCUUAUCGCGAGGCAGCUGGCCAAGUACCAUGCCAUUCAUGCCCACAAUGGCUGGGUACCCCAAUCAGACCUGUGGCUAAAGAUGGGCAAGUACUUUGCUCUCAUUCCCAAGUGUUUUCAAGACCAGAAGAACACAAGGCUGACUGUGGAGGUGCCCAACCCGCGACGCCUCUGGGAGGAACUGCUGUGGCUCCAGCACAGCCUGUCGGUGCUGGGCUCCCCCGUGGUCCUCUGCCACAACGACUUGCUCUGCAAGAACAUCAUCUAUAAUCCGGAAGCAGGCAAUGUCAAGUUCAUUGACUACGAGUACGCUGGUUACAAUUAUCAAGCCUAUGACAUUGGGAACCAUUUCAAUGAGUUUGCUGGCUUGAAUGAGGUGGACUAUAGCUACUAUCCGGAGCGGAGCUUGCAGUUAGAGUGGCUCCGCUCCUACCUUGAGGCCUACAAGGAGCACAAGGGCCAGGGCACAUGGGUCACCGACAGAGAGGUGGAGAUCCUCUAUGUGCAAGUCAACCGAUUUGCUCUGGCAUCGCAUUUCUUCUGGGGUCUGUGGGCUCUGAUUCAGGCCAAGUUCUCCACCAUCGACUUUGACUUUUUGGGAUAUGCAGUCCUCCGCUUCAAUCAGUAUUUCAAGAUGAAACCAGAGGCAGCUGCACUGAACUUUCCAGAAUAACGGCCUCAACCCCCACCCUCUCCCUCCAUUCAUUCUCUGGUUCUCCUCUUGUCCCUACUACUUCACCUUGCUCUGUGAUCCACACAAUGACUGUAGAGCGCCCUCUAGGGGUCUGCAUAGUGAAGUGCCAGACUAAGUGUCGUUCCUGCCCGGUGCCUUUUAAUUUGCUCUCCAUCUCAUUGUUUCUACUGACCGAAUUACUCAACAAUAUCUGAACUCUUCAUCAUCUUAGUCCACAGCGUCUGUAGUUGGGGCAUAUGUCAAGUAGAAAACUAGCUCUUGGAAGCUCACUACUGUCCUUUGGUCUAAAAACCACAUGACUACCAGUGACAUUAAUAUUAACAAUGCUUCCAUCAAUUUUUAUAUGAAUACGACGUUAAUGGGUUGAAUAUGUCUGGUGCUUUUUCCCGGCUGUUCAAACCCGUUUUACGCUGUAGGGACUGUGGCAUAUGUCCUUGUUCACUGCCCGUUUGGCAUUCACUUGGUUGACUGGCAAGUUGUCAGUCUUGGUCAGAUCUAGUUCGAUCUGUCUGUAUCAGUUUUGCACUUACUCAAAAGGAAGCACUACAAGAGCCAACCUAGCUGAUGACCAAAUUCUUGAAUAGCAGAAGAGCAACAAUUUGUUUCCACGUAAGAACCAAGUCGAAACAGUGCUGCGCCAAAAUUGAUGUUCUUGCUUUGGAAAAGGGCAGUGCCCUUCCUUAACCCCCAUUGUGACUUUGCCCUUUGUCUUUCCCACAGUUUUAAUGGUGUACUGGAAUAGUCACGUUAGUCACUAGUUGGUGAAGGUCUGCUUGCAGUGUCUGUUUGGCUUUGCAGACUGAAAGUAGCAACUUGCAAGGACCAACCAUAUUUGUUAAUGUCUAAACUCUCCCCCUGAGUUCAAGAGACCUCUUCUGUGCAGAGAACUGGACUGUCAUUUGACUCAAGGGAGAGUUGUUGGGAUAACACUAAUGCUGCACUGACUGUAAUGUAGGCGUCACGGAAGCAUCACGUUUAUUUGAUGAGUGGGAUUUUGCCGUGACCUUGAUUGUUCAAGAACAACUUUGCACCAGUUUGUUUAUUUGAACAUUUCAUCUUCACAUGGUAGAAAAAGAACUGAAGUUGUGGACACACUGUUUGUUGGACAGCGUCAUGGAGUGACUUGUUUUUCACACUGUAGUUUGAGCUAAGCCUCACUGGGUAAGACCCAAGUCCAGACAGAUCCGAUAGCAGUUGUGGUUAGAACAUUAGAACAGGUUUCCUACAGUGGAAGUGGGCAAAGUCUUGAAAACUGAGGGGGAACAGAAUUUUAUAAUAUCUAGGUCAGCAGAGGUUUACAGGUCACAAAAAACAAUGGGAGGUUACUGCUGAUCAAUCCCUAAGAACUUAUGACUGCACAAUCUAUUUACUUGCACACAAACUGACAUUUUGUAUACUGUAAUGAUGGUAUAAUCGUCAGCUUUAGCAUUAUUUGGACUUUUGCACAGUUAAGUUGUCCAGAAAUUAACAUCAACAUGGAUCAUAUUAAACUGUAGUUGAAAAAGUUUGCAAUUUCGAAAUGGAAAACGUGUAGAAAUCCUGUUGUCCAUAUGGAAGGAACUCUGGUCUAAUCGUGGUCUGAGAGAGCAGUAUGUAUUCAAAGGGGCAGGUGACUCGCCUGUGAGCGGUUUCUCUUUUGGUGCUGAAGUAGACCCCUCGUAGUUCACACAGCAGCUUGCCAUCUCUGAAUGGAGGACCAACAACUUUGGUUAUUGUCUUUCUCUGUCCAAAUUAAUUUCCAUCCCUACCACGAUACUUAACUUUUUGUGUAUCGUUUGUUUUUGUUUUUUUAGUAGAUUUAGCUUAUUUGCGACAGUUAUGUGAUUUCAUCUCUUGGUUUCAAAAUUGAGCCUACACCAAAGUGCUUUUUUUGUUGUUGCAUGUAUCUAACGCACAUUGUAUUUUUUUCAUUUAGCAAGAAAAAGACAUAUAACAACUAAAUAUACUUUUUAAAAUGGCAGUUUUUAUACUUAUUUAAAUGAAAGUGUUUGGGAGAAAGUCUUAGAGAAUAUGUUGGUGUUUGAUAAUGCAGCUACAGAUGACUUUUGGGCAAAAUGUUUCCAAAAAGGGUAUUGAAUAUCUCGAAUGCUUACAGAGCAUGUGAUGUAGCCUACUGAGGUACUCCAACAAUCUGAAAUCCCCUCUCCCACAGUAGUUUCAUUGUUAAAAAAACAUCUCGCCAUUUUGCCCAGACGCCCUCUGCUGUGACAACACUGCCUCAUGCGGAGAGCUUUAGUGACUAGUAGGUGGUCCCAUGGCCAGUUAACCUACCAUAUUCAGGGAUCACCAAAGAUGAAGGCAUAGACAUGGCAGUCUUACUCGAAUGCCUGGGAAAAGUCUCGAUUUGUACUUUGCCUUUGAAUUUAUGAAGUUCGGACAUGUAUCAAUACUCCUGACUUAUAAAUAUUUGCUGUCCGUCUUUCAUAGCGGGAAGUCAGAUGGGCCUGAAAUGGUUCAGUUUGGACAUAAUCCUAGCUUAAAAAAAAAAACUGUACAGGCGUACUCCGGCUCUUGAUGUUGAUGUAAAUCCUCUGUCCCUUUUUGAUUGGGGGAAAAUGGCUGCCACCACAGUGUGCACCAGUCGAGCUGGAAUUGGGUCUGGGGAGAUUAAUGUUUCUGUUUGGUGUCUUGUCGCUAUACUGUCAAGCCAUGUUCACGCAAAAACGUGCACUCAGUUUGUCAAAUUCUACUGCCACAUAAUUGUGUCAGUCAGGAUAUUUUGAUACAUACUGUUGAGAUAUCCUCUUAUGAUUUCUAGCCGUUUUCUGGUGUCUUCUUCCCACCCGUCUCAGAACAGUAAAAUUAAUGCAAAACCACUGAAAUGUCAUCUCAUUACUUCUUAAAAUAUAAAUCCCCCACUACACUUUGGGAGUAUGUGUAUUUAACGUGAUAAAGCAGCAUCACUUGGUUUAAGCCUUUCGUUUGGUUGCUGUUGCAUAUGUUUAUAUGUACAUUUAAGAAAAACAUGUCUUUGUGUUAAAUGUGAAUGAAUGUACAUAACAGGUGCACUUUGUAAUUUCUUUUCUAAAAGUCUCAUUAAAGUUGAUUAGUUACCUUGGAUUUAAACUGUGAAAUGUAUCAUUUUAAUAUAGGCCACUGUAAACAUGCUUUAAAACAAUAAAGUAUAUUUACCCUAUACUGA
Messenger RNA from Lampris incognitus (smalleye Pacific opah), 4365 nucleotides. RefSeq names its product ethanolamine kinase 1 (gene etnk1). Gene Ontology annotation, cellular component: cytoplasm. Gene Ontology annotation, biological process: phosphatidylethanolamine biosynthetic process. Gene Ontology annotation, molecular function: ethanolamine kinase activity. The coding region runs from base 123 to 1202 and encodes 359 amino acids. NCBI's taxonomy places the organism in Eukaryota, Metazoa, Chordata, Actinopteri, Lampriformes, Lampridae. The transcript is spliced from 8 exons. The record is from RefSeq and is a predicted model, not a curated record.